CUUUGUUUAAUCUUGUGGGGCACCCAAAGCACUACUACCCCUCAUUGCCUCUCUGAUUGCUGCUUUUGGUGGAAAAAAAGACGGCUAUAUAGCACCAUUUCUCUCCUUUCAUCGCAACGAUUUCAAAAGCCACUCGAGAAAUGGCAGGGAAGAACACUACGUUGAUCUUGAAAGUUGAUCUGGAAUGUGGCCAGUGCAACAAGAAGAUAAGGAGGAUUCUGGGCAAGCUUCAAGAUGAAGUGAACAUCACGGUGAUCUCCUUCGAUGAGAAGAGUGGGACGGUGGUGGUCUCCGGCGUGUUCGACGCCGAGAGGGUCUCCAGGAAGCUCAAGUGCCGGGCCGGGAGAGUGAUCAAGAACAUCGAGGAGAAGAAGGAAGAGAAGAAAGUGGAGAAGAAAGAGGAGAAGAAGGAAGAGAAGAAAGUGGAGAAGAAAGAGGAGAAGAAAGAGGAGAAAAAAGAAGAGAAGAAAGAAGAAAAAAAAAAGGAAGAGAAGAAAGAAGAAAAGAAAGAGGAGAAAAAAGAAGAGAAGAAAGAGGAGAAGAAGGAAGAAAAGAAAGAGGAGAAGAAAGAAGAGAAGAAAGAGGAGAAGAAGAAGGAAGAGCCGGUGGUGAUAUCGCCGCCGUACCUGGUCUUCUGGCCGCCGGGGCCAGUCUGCUGCCACCAGCCGUACCUGGAGAACUACCAUGGCUGGUGCAGGUGCUGCUCCUGCGGCAGGGUGACGGAGGAGAAGCCUCCGGCCGUGUCCUACCCGCAGGCGCCGGCGCCCUACUACUACCCUGUGCCUUACAACACAUACCAAUUCUACUGUGAAGAGGACCCUUCAACCUCCUCCUGCUCUCUCAUGUAAUGUAAUCGUCAACAACACCAUAUCACCAACCAAUAUUUAUGAUUAUUUUCCCCUAGUUUUUUUUUGUAUUUUUUAACUCAAACUCUAUAUUAUGUUUGUAAAAUAAUUAUGGAGCAUGUGAUCGACAAGUCAUGUUAUGAUCUAAUUAAAUUGGAGGGUGGUCGAUAUCUUUCAGCA
Zingiber officinale is the source of this 1025-nucleotide messenger RNA. Its product is annotated as UPF0329 protein ECU05_1680/ECU11_0050-like. The record is from RefSeq and is a predicted model, not a curated record. Gene Ontology annotation, biological process: regulation of defense response to fungus. Gene Ontology annotation, molecular function: metal ion binding. Lineage: Eukaryota; Viridiplantae; Streptophyta; Magnoliopsida; Zingiberales; Zingiberaceae. The transcript is spliced from 3 exons. The coding region runs from base 141 to 848 and encodes 235 amino acids.